Messenger RNA from Ambispora leptoticha, 540 nucleotides. NCBI's taxonomy places the organism in Eukaryota, Fungi, Glomeromycota, Glomeromycetes, Archaeosporales, Ambisporaceae. The record is from the annotation of a GenBank genome assembly.
AUGGAAUCUCUCAUCUGGGUUGAUUGUGAGAUGACAGGGCUGGAUGUACAAAAGCAUCAUAUAAUUGAAAUAGCUGUAAUGAUCACAGAUAAAGAUUUAAAUAUAAUCGCAGAGGGACCUGAUAUAAUAAUUCAUAAAUCCAAGGAAUUUUUAGAUCAAACCAUGGAACCCUGGAGUAAAGAACACCAUGAAAAAAGUGGUCUCACCGCAAAAGUACUUUCCUCAACCAUUUCCACGCAAGAAGCAACUCAACAAAUUCUCUCGUUCAUCAAACAUCAUAUUCCAAAACCUCGAAUAGCUCCGCUUGCUGGGAAUUCAGUUGGAUACGAUCGAGCAUUUCUCGCUAAAGAAAUGCCCGAGGUUAUUGAUUGGUGUCAUUAUCGAGUUGUGGACGUGAGUUCCAUUAAAGAAUUGGCUAGACGAUGGUAUCCAUCCGUGUAUGAAAAUGCACCCAUCAAGAAAUAUACUCAUAGAGCAUUGAGUGAUAUCAAAGAGAGUAUAGAAGAAUUGAAAUAUUACAGAAAGAAUGUUUUCAAGUAA